This is a messenger RNA of Pieris rapae (cabbage white), 6285 nucleotides long. RefSeq names its product protein vav (gene Vav). Gene Ontology annotation, molecular function: protein binding; guanyl-nucleotide exchange factor activity. The coding region runs from base 185 to 2602 and encodes 805 amino acids. The transcript has 16 exons. Gene Ontology annotation, cellular component: cytoplasm. Gene Ontology annotation, biological process: regulation of GTPase activity; cell migration. The record is from RefSeq and is a predicted model, not a curated record. Lineage: Eukaryota; Metazoa; Arthropoda; Insecta; Lepidoptera; Pieridae.
AAAAUCUGGCCACACCGGAAUUCAGUUGUCAAAAAGUACUUGUGCGUUAUGGUUGGAGUUAUGUUUGUUGUAUCAAUUUGUGUGUCAAUUAUUAAUUAACCCUUGUUAAAAUGGCCUGUUGAUUAUUAAAAAGCAGAGCUUAGUUCAGAAACAAUCGAUGUUAAGUGUAUUUAGUGUGUGAAUCAUGGCAGCUGGUGGCGAGGAUCUAUGGCGCGAGUGCGCGGGUUGGCUUACUAGAUGUGGAUUAUUACGGCCUGACCAUAAGGCGAAUUGGGAUACGAGCACUAUACAUGAUUUGGCUUAUACCUUGCGUGAUGGUGUUUUGCUCUGCAACCUUCUAAAUGUCCUGCACGCUGGCUGUUUAGAUAUGAAGGACGUUAACCAGCGCCCCCAGAUGGCCCAGUUCCUGUGCAUGAGAAAUAUAAAAGUAUUCCUAAGGACAUGCCACGAAGUUUUUGAAUUGCGUGAAACGGAUCUAUUUGACCCAUCCAUGCUAUUUGAUCUCUCAAACUUCCACCGAGUUCUAUGCACUCUUGCCAAACUUAGUCAGUGUCCAAAGGCCUUGGCCAAAAGUAUAAAACCAUUCUCGGCAAAUAGAACACAAUCGGAAGAGGAUAUUUAUAAAGAUCUACAAUCUGUUGCGAACCAAUCCCUGGAUAUUCCGCCCUCGUACGAGAUGGUUCAACCGCCGGCUUCGGAGGUGCCUUGGGUACAAUUCACCAUACCCAGCAGUAAUUGUGAAGAGAGGGUUGAGGAGAUAUAUGAGGAUCUAUGUUAUGUCAAGUUGAACUCGGAAGUACCUGAGCUAGCGUCGUCCUCGCACAGUUUAGAGAAACGGGAUUAUGUUAUACGCGAGUUGGUUGAUACUGAGUGCAAUUAUGUGGACGUGUUAAGCAAAAUAAUUAAGUAUUUCCUGAGACCGCUUAUGCCGUACUUGAAGCCGCAAGAUAUGCAAGUGAUAUUCUUCGGUGUUAAGGAUCUACAUGAAAUUCACACAGGCCUUCUCCGUCAACUGCGUUUGGCCACGGAAAUGUGUGUGCCAGGCAGUGGUGCGCCGAGGCUAGCUGAUGUAUUCCUUGCGUGGCGGGAGAAGUUGCUGCUGUAUGGGGAUUAUUGCUCCAAUCUCACAACGGCGCAGGAUACCCUCAAAACGCUGGAUUCUAGGGAUGGGACGUUCAGUAAACAACUUGCUAAAUGUCAAAAAGAACACAGCGACGGUCGUAUACAGUUGCGAGAUAUACUGUCAGUGCCGAUGCAGAGGAUACUCAAGUACCAUCUGCUUUUGGACAAACUUGUGCAGGAGACGCAGCCGAAUCACGAAGAGUUUCGUGGACUAGAACGAGCGAAGGAAGCAAUGGUGGACGUUGCGCAAUACAUCAACGAGGUGAAGAGAGAUAGCGAAGUGCUUGCUCUGCUGGCUAAAGUUCAGGAGAGUAUAAUAGACUGGGACGGAGCGGAGCUAGGAGCGGGUGGGGCGUUGCUAGCGGCAUAUGGACGAUUAUUAUUAGACGGAGAACUCAAGGUCAAGGCACACGAAGACCAGAAGCAGCGACUGCGAUAUGUCUUUGUGUUCGAUAAGCUUAUGCUCCUCUGUAAGCCGGUUAAGGAAAACCAAUACUCAUACCGCGUAGGUAUACGAUUAGCGGAAUACCGUGUUGAAGAAGGCUGUGGGAGAAGAACAAUGCGGACUGAUUCGCGAUGGGCCUCGCAGUUCUAUCUUGUACGUCGGACAAAGGAAACGACGUUUACAUUAUACGCUAGAACGGAUGAAUGUCGACGGAAAUGGCUGAAGACGAUACAGGAUGCCAUUGACAACUUAGAACCACCGGGGUGUCGAAAUACAAAUCACAAGUUUGUCCUUCACACAUUUGAAAAACCAGCCACCUGCCACCAUUGCUCCAAGUUUCUCAAGGGCCGAAUAUUUCAGGGUUACCAGUGUUCCGUAUGUAGCGCAUGCGCACACAAGGAUUGUAUCGCGUUAUCUGGCCGAUGCGGUGGAGGCCUAUCGGUGGCGCCACCUCUGCCGCCUCACAGCCAGCAGCCCGAUCACGCCUUGCAUUAUUACAUGUGGUACGUGGGCGAAAUGGGUCGAGAGACAGCCACGGACCGCCUUGAGCGUCGAGUGGACGGGACCUUUCUUCUUCGCGUCAGGCCUAGAGCUCCGCCACACCCUACCAACGACACGCAUUAUGCCCUCUCACUCAAGGCUGACAACACAGUGAAACACAUGCGUGUCUGUCGAAAGCCAAUAGACCAGGUACCGCACUACUUCCUCUCUGAGUCAAGAUUCUUCCGGAGCGUUGUUGAACUCGUCACUUAUUAUGAACGGGUCAGUCUCGCUGAGAACUUCGUAGGAUUAGAUUCUAGUCUGAAAUGGCCCUUCCGCCGUGUUGUCGCCACAGUUAUCCAUGACUUCCGCCCCUUGGAGUCGAGUCAGCUGUCACUGCGGCCCGGGGCCAAGGUUCUGGUUCUGAGUAAAGAGGGAGACAGCCGCGGAUGGUGGAAGGGAAGGAUACUAGACAAGGUAGGUGACAACCGUUCAGGCUACUUCCCAAAAGACUGCGUGCUGGAGGAGCCCGAGUGUAUCGGCGCACUUGACUGAUGUCACUUGUGCGUCGCAGCGCGACGACACACCCCUGACAAUCUCAUCGAGGACCUGGUUUGAGGUCUGUAUUUUAAGACUCAAGGUCUCAUUUGAGUUUUGCCGGGUGCUGAAGAUAGUCUAGUCACGAGGGAAUUGAGAUCGCUUAAUACAUGAACAGUGCUGCGAAACUUUUGAGGCUGAAGACAUAUUACAUGACACAUCAAAAUAAUUAAAAAAAAACCCUAUAGCAAUUUAAUAGGUGUUUAUUAUAUGUAACUGAAAUUUUGUGAAUCAUUUGAAUUUAUUUCCAAAUGUAAAGGAACAUACAAAUCUAUUAUUGUUACAAAAUCAAGUAUUUUUUUUUUUGGAAAACGGCUCUAAAUAAAUAAAUCAGUAUGUGUGACAUGACGGCCAUUCCAGCCAUAAUGACGUUGAAAUGACGAUUUUACAGUUUACAUUACGUCACUGUAUAAAAAUGACAAUUUCAAUACAUUUUUGACAUUGCUAUUUACUGACAUAUAUUCUAGAUUCAUUCUAUACUAAGUACCAACUAGCUAAAUAAAACAGAAAUGUGACAAAUAAGAAUACAAAUUAAUUUAAGUUUUCAUUUAGUUCACAAGAUCUUAGUAUACAUAUUGGGGAAUAUUUUUUAAGAUUAAGUCUUAGUUUGCCAAACAUUUAGGUUAUAGCGAUAACCACAAAGUUAUAUCGUUUUGGUAAUUCUAGGUUUAAUUUGAAUUGGCAUUGAAAUCUAUGUAAAACAUUUGGUUAGUCAGGAAGAGACUUCUACUCUUCUUCUUCCUAGCUCCUUGUUAACAAAUAAUCAAUUAAAUAAUACUCGGAAAUUUAUUUAAAAUUUCAAUACUUAGUGAGGUUAUGUGUCUUAUAUGUGAAGUUGUGAAUAGCGGGUGAAAUGCUUUAAGUGUAUAUAUAAAGUAAGUAGUGAUAAGACGACAUACAACUAUCUCUCUCAUUCAUUUGACAGUUUCUACGGUAGAAAGGGACAUACGUAUUUUUUGGACUACAAAUGGAAAAAUAUAGGCAGUAACUAUAGCCUAAUAUUAUUAAAUUAAUUAUAAUUUAAAAAUUAUAAUUGUAAUUUUAAGAUAGAUAUCGAUAAUCCAUACAAAUUUUUGAAAUGAGGUAGAAUUUAUGAAAUUAUUAAAUUAAUCAUAAUAAAUAAAUUAAAAGAACCAUUCGCCUGAACUCAUUAUAAGUAAAUAUGUACGAAAAAUUCUUGCAUUGUCUUGCUUAAUAUUCAUGUUAAGAGAAGAAAUAAUAUGCUCAUAGUAGAAAUAUUUUCUAUUCAUAUUAUCAAAGUUUACAAAUUGUAUCUUAGAUUCAAAUAUCACUGUUAUUGCGUGAUUAAUUAGUUUUUAAUACAAAUAUUGACGGUAGAUCACAUAUCGGCACUGAACCAAUGAAAAUCAAUUUUCGUAUCCAACUAACAAAUGUUCGUAGGCCCUCAGCUCUUCCAGCCAAUUCAAAGUUUUCGCUUUGAUGCUCAAUUUAUUAUUCAAUCAAAAAAAUACCGUCAUGGUCUUUCUUGUCUAUGGACGUUAGUUGGAUAUGAAAAUCUUCACUAUUGCUAUACCAUUAAGCUAACAGUAGGUAGUAGAGACAUUCGUCCAACAUUAAAUGUAGCUGUUUAUUAAAUGUUUCACAUUGUUAGAAUAUUUUUAUGAAAUCGUUGAUCAUAAUUGAAAACAUAUAAACUGUUGUUGUCUUUGAAAUUCUACUUCAAAAUGAGUGUUAAAUGGUUUAAGGUCUCAAUUGUUGUCUUUGGUGCAAAAUCUAGAAAUUGUCUAUUGUAUAGAAUCAUAUUUAAAAUCAUGACACCUUGCUCCAUCAUGUAAUCUUUUUUUGGUGUUGUAUAGUGUUGCCCGCAACACACAAGCGGCAAAUGGGUGUCCAUAGACAGUAUCUAUGGCUGUUAUAGACUGAGCCAUAGACUAAAACAUAGCGUUUGCCCUUAUUAUAAUGGUACAUAUUAGAAAUGUUUUUUAAGAACUUAAUUUGUCUGUAUUAGUUUAAAGUAAAUUAGCUAUGAGGUAAUGCAACACACUUGUUGAAAGCAAACUAUGAAUUGCUUGCACAAUUUUAAAUCCUGAAAAAAUAACAAAUGUGCUCAAUUUUUUGCUUUCAUUCAUUAUUUUGCUAGGCAACAUUAUCAAAAUGUUUCAUAUUAAUGUGGGAAUAUAGUGAGAUGGAAGUGCCAAAGUGUUAAUUGUCAACUGGCAAUACUAAAGUUUACUCAUGUCAGUCACAUUUAUUAAAUCUAGGUUGUGACAAGCGUACCAAUGCAAACAAUUUACAGUUAAUUAUAAAUGUCAAGAUCUUAUCAAAAAAAACUUUUUUUACACAUUUUCCUAGCGGCGAGUUAUUUGACAAUGGUGUCAAUCUAAUUGUUAAAAAAGCUAUUUACACUUUUUUUUAAAUAUAUUUUUUAUUGUGCAGUAAUUAUAUGUAGUCAUUGACUCGGGCUGCCUUCGACGAGAAACUUAUUUUUAAUUAUCUGAGCUCUUACAAAUAAAAUCCCACCAAUGUCAAUGUGUAUUCACAUUCCAAUUAUUAUUAACAGAUAGACACAUUUAUUUAUCAUUUUUUAUAAAUAGCAAUUUUAGUACAAAUUGUAAUUUUUUUUAUCUUUGUGCAAUUUUUUUCUCGAAUAAACUUACGGGCGUUUCUAAUGAAAUUUCCAUUUCGUAGUAUUUAUUUGUGCGUGUUAUUUUUUAUUAAUAUAACUGUGUGAUAGUUGAAUCAAAAUAUAUUUUUCAUUAAAAUAUCUAGUAUUCAGAUUACAUUAGGUAUAUUAGGAAUAUAUUUUUGCAAUAACGUAAAAUGCAGCUUAUUUAUUAACUAUUAAACAGAGUAUAUAAUACACCAUACAUUGUAAUUUUGACAAUAGCAAGUUAUAAUGAGAAUAUUCAGUAUAAGAAAUAUUUUUGUAAUGUUUCUUUGUACAUAAUAUCAAAGUAUAUCAUACUUACAAUGAACCAUUGUGUUUCUAUUAUUUCUUUUAUACUAUUUCUUAACAAUUUGGUUUGUUAAUGAAAAUACAUUGUCUAUGGCAAAUAAGUUGCCAUACUAUAUAUUUUCAUAUAAUGAUUUGAAUUUUUUUAAAUAAAUAAUACGACAAACUUGUGAAAUGUUACGUUAUAGGCCUAUUGUUAUGUGAGCUAUGCUUGUAUUUGUAUGAAAUAUAUGUUUGUAGUCUUUCAUUUAAAUAAUCUAUAAAAUGCAUUAUUGAAAUCUACAAAUGAAUUUUUGAUUAAUAUGACAUCUCAUACACAUGAAAAUAUAUAUUGGAUUAGCUAUUUACGAAUUUAUGUAGUGUUGUGGAUUAAAUGGCUUUUAAAUGUUCAAAUUACAUUAGUUUGCAAAUGUUGGUGCUAUUUAAUUUUGUGUUCUAGGCUUUUUUAUGUGAACCACAUGCUGCCAUAAUGCCUCAAAACGAUAUAAGAAGAAAUAAAAAAUAUAUAAUACAGCAAUUACACAAAUUAGCGUAAGUAACACAAAUAUCGCGUAAUUCUCAAUCUUUCUGACAAAAUAUUCUUCUGAGGUGUAUGGCAACCCAAACGCGCUGGUACAGACGUAGUGUUAAAAUAUUUUGAUAUUAUUUAUGUCUGUAAAUAAAUUGUAAAUGCAUAUCUCAUUAUGUAGUUAGGAGAUGUGAAAUAUAAAUAAAUGGUUGAAAAUUA